CAACAAUUUGUACAUGACAACAUGUGGAUCGCUGUCGUCGUAAUUUCCUUGGCUUUAGUGGCCAUUAUCUUUAAACAUAUGUUGGGAAAUUCUGGACCGAGUCCUUUUGCUAUCGACACGCGCGAGCCGCCGAAGCCCAUAGUGUUUGACCGAAAGCUGAAGAAUAAAAUCCUGAAACAAGGUUUUCUGGCCAGUAAGGUCCCUCAGGACUUGGAUGCAAUAGUGGUUGGCAGUGGGAUUGGUGGAUUGGCAAUUGCUGUCCUGUUGGCUAAAGUGGGUAAGAAGGUUCUGGUUCUGGAGCAACAUGACCGGGCUGGAGGAUGCUGUCACACCUUCACAGAGCAAGGCUUUGAGUUUGAUGUUGGGAUCCACUAUAUUGGGGAACUACUGGAUCACAAGCCAUUUCGCUGUGUGGUUGACCAGUUGACCAAUGGGCAGCUGCAGUGGGAGCCGCUGGAUAACCCCUUUGACAGAGUGGUCCUGGGGCCACCAGAAAACCGGCGCAUAUACCCUAUCUACAGUGGAAAAAAACGCUACAUUGAUGAACUGAAGAAGUGCUUCCCAGGGGAGGAAAAGGCCAUUGAUGAGUAUGUGAGACUUUCCAAGAAAGUUGCAAAUGGCGUAUGGUUCAUGGUUCUGCUGAAGCUCCUCCCGACUCCUCUAGCAAAGUUCCUGGUGCACACGGGCCUGGCCAAUCGCCUCUCUUCCUUCUUCCGCUAUGCAUCCCGCAGCCUGACGGAUGUGGUGAACGAGCUGACGCAGAAUAAGGACCUGAGAGCUGUGAUGUGCUACAUCUUUGGGACCUACGGUAAAAUGCCGAAAGAAGCCAGCUUUUCCAUGCACAGUUUGAUUUUGUGCCACUAUCUGAAUGGUGCCUGGUACCCAAAAGGCGGUGCGAGUGAGAUCGCCUAUCACAUGAUCCCCAUCAUUGAGAAGGCAGGAGGUGCAGUGCUUGUUAGAGCACCUGUCAACCGCAUACUCCUCAACGACGCUAAAGAGGCUAUUGGUGUGAGUGUUCUGAAGGGGCAGGAGGAGGUGCAUGUUCACGCUCCCAUGGUGAUUUCAGAUGCUGGGAUCUUCAAUACCUACGAACAUCUCCUGCCCAAAGAUGUGCAGACUAUGCCUGCGAUCCAAAAGCAGUUGAGUAUGGUGCAGCAUGGAGAUGCUGGACUCAGUGUUUUCAUUGGUGUGGAUGGGACAAAAGAGGAGUUGGGCCUAAAGGCAGACAAUUAUUUUUUCUUCCCUGAGAACAAUUUGGAUGAGCUAUUGGAGGGUUACAUGAAGGGAAGCAGGGAAGAAUCUUCCAAAAAGGUCCCUUUGAUUUUUGUGGCCUCACCCUCUGCCAAAGACCCAACUUGGCCAGAAAGAAACCCAGGUAAAUCCACUGUGACUGUUGUUAGCUUUGCUAACUAUGCGUGGUUUGAAGAGUGGCAAGAUGACAAAGUGAAGAACAGAAGCAUAGAUUAUAAGGAGCUGAAGCAGGCGUUCAUCAAUAACAUAUUAGAGGCAGUGACUGAGAUCUUUCCUAAGAUCAAGGACAGGAUUGAAUUUGUGGAUGCAGGCACCCCAAUCACGAAUCAGCAUUACAUUGGUGCUCCUAAAGGGGAGAUCUACGGUGCUGAUCAUGGUAUUCCUCGCUUCAAUGUUGAACUAAACGCCACCAUCCGACCACAGACGCCCAUUAAAAACCUCUUUCUCACCGGUCAGGAUGUAAUGUUGUGUGGCUUUGCUGGAGCACUGACAGGAGCGCUGACGUGUGGUUCUGUCAUUCUGAACCGUAAUCUUCACCUGGAUGCCGUUGGUCUCGCCAAGAGAGUCAAGAAUGGCAACAACAAGAAGAAAGAAUAAGUAUUAAUAACAUGUAAUGUUCAUAAUCAUUCGCCGAGGUAUCAGAUGUGACUUUAGAGAAGAACAGAUGGAGGAUAUGGGUGAUUAUUAACAAAAUAAACACUGAACUGCCUGACAAUAAUAUACCACUGUAUUUGUAACUAAUCAUUUUAAAAUGAUUUUAUUAGUAUAUUAUAAGUGUUUAUAAAGUGCCUUACUGGUUUAAAGCUCAACUAUGCACUAAUUCCAAAUCUA
Messenger RNA from Carassius carassius (crucian carp), 2082 nucleotides. It is a transcript of the gene retsat.2, whose product is annotated as retinol saturase, tandem duplicate 2. Bases 22 to 1848 code for a protein of 608 amino acids. Gene Ontology annotation, molecular function: all-trans-retinol 13,14-reductase activity. The record is from RefSeq and is a predicted model, not a curated record. Lineage: Eukaryota; Metazoa; Chordata; Actinopteri; Cypriniformes; Cyprinidae. The transcript has 11 exons.